Lactuca virosa is the source of this 759-nucleotide messenger RNA. NCBI's taxonomy places the organism in Eukaryota, Viridiplantae, Streptophyta, Magnoliopsida, Asterales, Asteraceae. The record is from the annotation of a GenBank genome assembly.
AUGACCAAAAACUUCCCGGAAUUGGGAUUGAGAAAAGAAGAUUGUGUGGAAGGAAGUUGGAUUGACUUCGUACUUUGCUGGGCCAACUUCGACAACACAACCGGAGACAAUUACAUUGAAGUUGAUGCCUAUAGACCAGAAAUAGGAGUCAAAUGCAUGUUGGAAGGUGGAUGGCUUGUAAUUUCAGUUGCUCUGAAAAUAUGUGAUGCAUUAACAGGGGAUGAAUUGCACUCGCUUGACCACAAACAUAUUGUUAGGGCAUGUUCCUUCUCUGAGGAUACACAUCUUCUACUGACGGGUGGUUUUGAGAAGAUACUUCGCAUAUUUGAUUUAAAUUGUCCGGAUGCACCCCCACGGGAAGUUGAGAAGUCUAGCCCCGGAUCUGUGAGGACAGUUGCAUGGCUACAUAGUGACCAAACUAUAUUAAGCUCUUGCUCUGAUUCAGGAGGUGUAAGUAAAGAUGGACGUUAUAUUACCACUGCAGAUGGAUCUAGUGUCAAGUUCUGGGAUGCAAAUCAUUUUGGACUGGUGAAAAGCUAUGAUAUGCCAUGUACUGUGGAAUCAGCAUCAUUGGAACCAAAGUUUGGUAAUAAGUUUAUUGCUGGAGGGGAAGACAUGUGGAUUCGUCUCUUUGAUUUUAAUACUGGCGAAGAGAUUGCAAUCUACAAAGGUCACCAUGGUCCAGUCCAUUCUAUACGGUUCUCACAGGGAGGUGAAUCAUACGUAUCCGACUCAGAAGAUGGAACCGUAAGAAUAUAG